AUGGCUACUGCUGGGACCUUACCAUCAUCGGGUAAUCUAUUUCUCGAUUAUGUUUGUACUCUGGGUACUGAAGAAAGAACUUUUCUUUACACACAACCAGCAUGCGCUCUCUUCGUAUUCCGCAUGCUACCGAAUGUGGCACAGCAGGUAGUGAUCAAGAUGAUAUGGAAUUCUAAUGUUAGUACCGCGAUGUCCCAUGACACGUCUGCUGAACUAGAGUUGUCAGAGAAGCUGUUGAUUAAACUGGGUCUUAUUACUGAAAGUGGGAGUAUACACCCUUCAUUUCGUCAGUCAUAUCUACGCGCCAUCAUGCUUGGUGCACAGAAAUGCUCAAAAAUCAAUCCUGUGGAAGUAGAUCCCAAGCGACGUCAGAAUGAAAAAGAGCUUGGAAAGAAAGCUGGUGAGCGAUGGGAAUGUAUAUUGAGAUACCUCGCCUUACCAUCUGAUAAGAACAUGAACUCAGUGUCAGCAACUACACGAGAACUUUUCUCUGCUGCCGGUUUUACAAGCGACAAUGAGGGCUCAGCUGAUCUUGAAAUAACUUCUGCGGGUUUUCAGUUUCUAUUACUUAGUCCUGUUCAACAACUUUGGACAUAUAUGAUAGAAUAUCUCAAGCUUGAAAUGGCAAAGGGACGAGACAUUCGGCCAAUCAUGGAUCUCCUCAUAAGGAUUAUUUUAUGUGUUGUGAUAGGAGCCGAUCUCUCUACUACGGCUUUUGAGAUCAAUCCUAAUUGGACGGAGGAACAGUCGACUUUAGCUAUGCAUAUGCGAGAACUUGGACUGAUUUUCAUUAGAAAGAGGAAGGAUGGGUGA
Molecule: messenger RNA, 813 nt
Organism: Strongylus vulgaris
Lineage: Eukaryota; Metazoa; Nematoda; Chromadorea; Rhabditida; Strongylidae
Source: the annotation of a GenBank genome assembly